Messenger RNA from Chelmon rostratus (copperband butterflyfish), 5565 nucleotides. Its product is annotated as sterile alpha motif domain-containing protein 9-like. Bases 165 to 4784 code for a protein of 1539 amino acids. Gene Ontology annotation, molecular function: protein binding. The transcript has 4 exons. The record is from RefSeq and is a predicted model, not a curated record. Gene Ontology annotation, cellular component: cytoplasm. Lineage: Eukaryota; Metazoa; Chordata; Actinopteri; Chaetodontiformes; Chaetodontidae.
GAUAGACUCCCGGUCAGGGAGCAGCUCGGCGCAGAUCGAGACCUCGUCUCUGCCAACAAGCGCGCAAAGAGUCUCCACUUCUGUCACAUCAACUCUGUGAAGCAUCAAACGGCGGAUCGUGAGGAUGGCAUUAGCCGUCAGGAUGAGUGAAAAGUGAGAGACCUAUGAUGGAUGACCAGGAAAAUUUAAGUGAUCCCUACAUUUGUGAAGAAGGAACCAACGCUGUUAUGGCAGCUGAAGGCGAAGUCAAGAGUCAGGAGGAGGAUCUGCCACCUGACAUCAAUGACUGGAGUAAACAUCAAGUGAGAGACUGGGCUCUCAAGUUGCCUGAUGUGGACAACAGAGUUGCAGAAAUACUGUUUCAGCAGGACAUUAGAGGGCGCAGUCUUUUGCUUUUAAAUACAACAGACUUAAACCAGAUGGGUGUGACUUUUGGACCAGCAAAACUUAUCAUUCAUGCCAGAGAUGAGGAAGUGAAAUUAAAAAAAGAGGAACCAACAAGCUCUUCAAAUCAGCCUGGAGAUCCACGCAAGCCUUAUCCAUUUUGUAGGUACCAUGACACGUAUAGAUACAUGGAGGGCAGCAUUCUUGAUAUUAUAGAAUCAGGUGCCUCUGACUUAAUUGAACCGUGCCACGAGUAUAAAGGUUUCACCAAUACAACCAAUGAGACAAAAAUGGGCAAGUUCACUGCUGAGGUUAUUAGCUUUGCAGCUGCCUGCAUGAAUAGUCGCACCAAUGGCACCAUACAUUUUGGAAUUGGGGACGAGCCAAACUUCGUCCAUGGUGAAGUGUUGGGAGUGGUUGUUGAGGACAGAGAGGCUUAUGCAAAGCAACUCAAAUCUGCCAUUGAUGGUUAUUUUGAGCAUAAACACAAACAGACUGCUCAAAAGUGCAUCAGACCCCCUCGAUUUGUUGCCAUUCUCAAUAAGAACACAACAUCAUCUGGCAAAUGUGUGAUAGAAGUGGACAUAGUUCCCGACUCUACGGUCUGUCAAGAAAACAUCUACCACACUUUCAGUGUGGACACAAGUAAAGCCAAGAAAAAAGCCAAAGGUAAAGAAACUGUCCAAACUGAAACACAACCACUGAAACAAUUCUUUGUCCGGGAUGGUGGCAGCAGCAGGGAUCUCCUCUUGCCAACCACGUUUGCCAAACCUAUGCAAGAGUACAACCAGUUUGUCGACAGUAUGGCACAGUUAUCACAACGUCGAAAACAAGCAGAGGAGAAGCACCUCAACGUAAUCAAAAACAGUACUCAAGGCUCCAGAUUAAGUCAGAUGAUAACUGGUGGUUCCCUCUCUUUAGAUAAGUCACACUUUGAGCGGUACGUGAUCGUAACUAACAGAUCAGAUGCAAUCCAGUUUGACUCACUAGGAUUUCUUGUGGAACUUAACCCAACAGCUGUUUUAGACUUUGAUCCAGAAUCGGCUAAACAUGGAUUAGAGAGUCACUUCGAACAGCAGAGUGCAGUAAGUGUCCAUUUACCGGCACAGUAUAAAAUCACAGAAGCAGUUGAGGACAUUGCAAACAAGUUGAAGUUAACUCGAAACACCAGCUGGAUAUUCUGCAAUGGAGGUAUUGAGACUGAGGCACCUUCAGACGUAGACCAGUGGUUGAUGGAGAAGGGAGCUUCCGUUCGAGAUGUGAUUUCCUUCUUGUGUCGGAAAGAUGUUCUUCCAACCAAGAGAUUCCUUGUCAUUUUCUUACUUUUGUCACCAGUGAGUGAGAAGAUGGACCCUCUUGUUGAGACUUUCAGUACAUUCUUGCAGGAGCUCAAAGGCACCGAGCAAAUCCUUUGUAUAUGCGACAAUAAAAAUGCAUUCAACUCCUGGAAAGACCUAAUCCAUGCUCGGUGCAGAAUCGACAUUGCCCAGAGAUGCAUAUAUGAGCUUACUUUUGCUGAAGUCAAUGGCACUAUUCUUAGUCUUUUGUCAAAAAACCGUAGAUCCAGUCGUUUCCUACCCUGUCAUGGAAGUGGCCAAGUCCUUCUAGAAAAGAAAGUGGAGCGUAGCCUGAACACCUUAGAGAUCCUGUGCGUGAACCAGUGUGAAGGAGGACAUGAGGACAAAAUCAGCAUAGAGGAGAACUUCUACAAAGGAGGAAAAGUGUCGUGGUGGAAUUUCUAUUUCUCAGAGCAGCCUGGAUCCACACCGUUUAUCAAACGAGACAAGUUUGACUUCAUCAUGAACACAGUCAUACCAGAUUUGUGCUUCCUAAGAAAAGCCUGCGUGUUGUUCAACCUCAUGCAUGUACCUGGAUGCGGUGGGUCAACGUUGGCCAUGCAUACUUUGUGGGCUCUCCGGGACAGAUUUCGCUGUGCUGUCCUCAGAGACAGCAAGGCUGACUUCGCUGAAGUAGCUGAUCAAGUGGUCAAACUGCUAAUGUAUCAACAGGACGAGUCAGUACAACGGGCCCCUGUCUUGCUGAUGAUAGAUGACUUUGAUGACAAGGAAAAAGUGUUUGACUUGCAGCAGUUCAUUGAAAAAGAAUGUGAGAAAAGACACAUUCAGUCUAACUCUGCACAGGUCAUUCUCCUGAACUGUAUGAUGUCAGAGUUGCCUGAACAGACUGAGGCUGAAGACACAGUAUUCAUUGGAAACAACCUCUCUGACAAGGAGCAGAAACUGUUCGAGGAAAAACUUGUUGAAAUCGAGAAAACACACAAGAAUGCUCAAAAAACGUUCUAUGGAUUCAUGAUCAUGAAGAAGAACUUUUUGCCGGAGUACGUACAGGGUGUGUCCCGCAAGACCCUGAAGAGCUUCAACAUCAAUCAGAAAGAGGCACAGCUCCUGGCAGUUUUAGUUCUGUUGCAUGUAUACUGCAAGGGGGGCUCUCUGUCCGUCUCUCUGUGUGAGGAAUUUCUUGGUCUUCAACCAAAGCCAUUUUGUGGAACCAUCAAAGUCGAAGACGGGUUUGGGAAAUUUUCCACUUUAAUUGCCAGCUGCUCAGUUGAGGGUAAGGUUGUAUUCAAAGCUGUGAAAAUUAUCCAUUCAAGUAUCGCAAGGCACUGUUUGCAGGAACUUACAACAACACACAAUGUGAGCAAAGCUGAACUUGCCGAUCUUCUGCUGACCACAAACAACCUUUAUGAGAGCACACAAGGCAAGGACAAACUCCUGCAGGAUGUUCACCACAUUUUGGUGAAGAGAUAUCAUUCAGUGGAGGAAGAAUCUCAGUUCUCUCCACUCAUUCAACACAUUGCAACUGAAACCCCAGGCCUGGAAGAGAUGGUACUAAAAAAUGCAUCCAAAAGAUUUGAGAAAGAUGCCGUUGUCUCUCAGUUACUAGCCAGGUACUAUUACCUGAAAAAGAGGGAUUUCUCAGAGGCUAAAUUUUGGGCAAAGAGAGCAAGAGAUUUUUCCAAAGACAGCUCAUAUAUUGCAGACACAUCAGCACAAGUUAUCAAGCACGAGCUUAAAAAUGUCAUUGCGAAUUGCAAGGGAGACCUUGUUGGUCAUGAUGAUUUAAAGACGUUUCUCAAAAUGGCUCAGUCAGCAGUUGAUGCAUUCAAGGAAACACAGACUCUUGCAAAGAAGGAGUCAGCUCAGCGAUUACAAAUCAAGACAGACAACUGUCCUUUCAAUACAUCAGGGUGCCUGGGAGAAAUUCAGGUUGGAGUACUGGUCAUUGACAUGCUGGCAAAGACCCCCGUCUUUUCUUCAGACAACGUCCGCCAUGACUUAAUGAGUGACGUUCUCUCUGACAAUGUUAAACUCGAGGAAGUAGAGAGAUGUGAUCAAAGGAGAAACAAACACAGACCCUACUACAUCAUUCUCAGAGAGUUUGAGGAUUUACUGUACAACCUCAAAUGUGAGAUGAAGGCAAACAUUGACUUCCUUGACAAUUUUUUUGUCAACUUGGGCUCCAGAUUUGGAAUGAAAGACAGUCGUGAGCAAGUAGCUCAAAAUGAGCUUUUCAGGUGUUUUGGCGUGUAUGCAAAGCUUUUCUGCAAGACAGAUUCUGCAUCUCUUUUGAAGAAUAAAACCAUGCAAAAAAAGCUGAAGCUAAUCCAGGUGAGACAAUACCUGGAGAUGCAAAAAGCUGAUACCUAUUUCGGGAUUCUGAAUUUUCUCUCAAAUGACAUCUCACCUGAAAAAUUGGAUAAGAUUGCAAGACAGUACGCAUCUUGUCUUGUACGUGAAUAUGGUCAUGACAUGACGGUGAAGGAGAGAAUCAACUUCCUGUACCUCAAUGUUGUGUUGAGUCGUAUCAAACUGGAAUCACCACACAUUCUGCCAUACCAGAAACUAAUUAAUUACCUUUGCCAAAUCCUGUGUGAGCCAGUACGUUUAAGUGACAGUUUGCCACUGCACUUCAUUGCAGUUGUGCUGUUGUGGCCACAGCCAAACCAGCCCAGUCAAGAAAGUAAAGGUCUGGUGAGGUACAUCUCACAGAUGAGGACCUCUUAUUACUCAGAGAUGAAUGAGGUGUGCAAUGGCAAGAGGCCCGUUGUCCAUUUCUUCCUAGGGAAGAAGCAGGGCUACGAUCGACUGGUGCACCUCAGGGCAAUCAAAAGGUGCAUGGUGGUGACUGACCAGGAGCAGUUUUCCUCCAUGUGGGAAAAUGGCAAAAUAUGGAAAGAGAAGAAGGUGGAGGAGCUCCUCUGUAGGGUCACUGGUGAGGUGAAGCACAACUUGAUACUGGCAGAUACUUGUAUCCCAGAUCUGAAGGUCGAAGUCACUCCAGUGUUUCGAAGCGAGCUUAGUGGCCGUGCCUACGGGUCGAAAGUGUCGUUCUUCAUGGGUUUCUCAAUGAAAGGCCCUGUUGCUCUUGACAUUCGCUAAGCUCUGAAAGCAGCCUGCUCCAGAUCGUUGUAUUUUCAGCCAAUCGUUGUGGAUCCAUCUGUUUUAUACACCCUUGUAUACUUUGAAAAGGAAUUGAGUUGCUUGUAAUGAAUUAUGAUGCUACUGUAUUUUACAUUUUUGCCUGUAUCCAUGGCUCUGGACAUUACAGCAUUGAUACUAUUUCUUUGGAAAGGAAAAUAUUUGUCAAUUAUAACCUCUUAAAGUGUUUUAUUAAAAUGUGUCCUAUAGUUCACAAUAUGUUGUAUGUAUAAGUCAUUAUAAUGAAACUGAAAUGUGUUUUUUUCCAUAAUGAAAUAAUCUGACAUUUGAAUUGUUCUGCAUUAACUAAAAUUUAAUAACAUUCCACGAAAUGAAAUAAUCUGCAUCAUACAUUUUCCAAUACAUUUACGUACUUUAACAACUGUGUAAGAAUUUGCAAUAUUUUACAUUUAGUAUCUUUGAUCCUGCAUUUUCCAUUAUUGAUGCAGCAAAUGUAUUUCUAAAGAAGUUUGAAUGAUGUUUUACUGACUUUACUGACUCUCGUAUUUAACAGUCACUUAUUUUUUUUAUAUUGAAUAUUGAAUUGUUGAUUUUUGUUUUUACUUUUUUUUUUAAACUAUUUUAACUACUGAUCCAGAUUCUGUGUUACUGCUAAAUGUUUUGUACUUUUGCUAUUACAUUACUUAAAUGAUUUUGUUCAGGUUUUUUUGCAUUCCAUGAAAAACAAGCAUCGCCACUGAGUUUUGUAAUACCUUUCCAAUAAAGAUGUAAUGUUUCCAUG